Dermacentor albipictus is the source of this 2174-nucleotide messenger RNA. RefSeq lists its product as uncharacterized. Lineage: Eukaryota; Metazoa; Arthropoda; Arachnida; Ixodida; Ixodidae. The record is from RefSeq and is a predicted model, not a curated record.
UGUCUGAAACGUAUCAUAGAACUAAGAGCAAGUGUCCGUGGCCGUUGCUGUGACUUAAAGGCUUCGAACGAGGGAGAGACCUAACUAAGCGACAGACACGUGUUUGCUGCUUGACGUCACCGCUGACAUGGUCCGUAUAUAAGGGACGAUGUCGCAUGGCCGGCUGCCUUGCACAGAUGACCGCUGGCGAGAGUUCGUGGCUGCAGGAUUCCAGAAAUGGUUCGGAUAGCGUCGACGAGUGGUCUGCAGCUGCUGGUCAUCAGCGCAACCCUUUUGUCCCUGGCGUCACUGGGCUUCGCAGGGGCGUUGCCUCUGAUAUUCCACUACGACCCGUUGAUUGCCGAAGAAAGCCAGCAGCAGGAGCAGCUGUCCAUCACGCCUUUUGUAGUGAAGGCACCAAUGACACAACAAGGGAGCGAAGGACAGCCUGAGACUUCUGACGAACGGCAAGCACUGCCGGCGCUCGCCGUACGACAUGGGCCGCAGUACAGCGGGAUGACCGCGUCGCAGCCUGCGAAGAGGCACGCUCACCGAGGCCCAGUGAGAGCAGUCAUGCCACAGCCGACUCGCUACCAGCUGUCGCCGGCCACAGCGCAGGCAUCGUACGCACCGGCACAGCAAGGAGAUCUGCAAGGGUCCGCCACGGGCUACGGCAAUCAGGCCGAAGGCUACCUCGACAUGGGUGCCUACUCAAGCGGCUACGGUGCCUUCGGCUGGUACGCCGAUUACCCGGUCGGCGGAGGGUUUCACUAAGCCCGCGUUACACGUUCGCGUAGGCAAGGAACACAGGAUGCAUACGCGAAUAUCUCGGCAAGUAUCUCUAGAGAUUACACAGCUACCAUAGUUAUUCAAAAGAAAAUCGGGAAAAAAGUUAUUGUAGACAUUACGAGAAAACAAAUGAAGCUGGGUUGCGGGCCAAGUAAUGCGAAGGGCAUACGACCGAUGGUCUAUUAUAGUUACAGAGCGGAUGCCAAAGGAAAUGAAAAUUGGUCGCAUACUGCAGAGCAUUAGGUGGUGUACUCAAAUUAGGAAACUUGCAUGCAUAGGACGGGGUCAGCUGAUGCAACAAAGGGGCGAUUGUAGAUCGCUGUAUGAGGCCUUCGUCCCGCAGUCCGCAUAAAUAGGCGGUGAUGAGGAUAGUGUAGAUUGCGUCAGGACAGAGUGAUGAAUUACACACCUGGGAUUUUGAGUGCGUUACAGUUAGCAUAGCGCGUUGGAAAAGUAAAGCGCGCAAAGAGGCGCCAGUUUACGCAUUUCCUGAAAUGAAAUGCCUAAUAACCACCAUAACUGCUUCAUUUCUUGCUGCAAAAGACUGUUUACAGGGAAGCUAUACCACAUAGGAAAAACAACCCUCCAAAGAAACGAAAAUAAUAAAUUCACCCUGGAAAUAGCUGCAUAAGAGAUAAAAAAAUUUCUAUUAAUUUCCAAAUGGAGCUCGAUAUAACGUCAAUGCUACGUAUAGGUCCGACGUGUGAGAGUUUCAUGGAGAUAAGUUCCGCUCCCGAACGGAGUUUUCGUCCUCUAAUUAAUUAGCUGCAUAGGCCUGGAAACAAAUGCUGAGAGGCUCCGAAGAAGGUAAUGCCUGGUAAUGCUACGAAUCUAGCCUGCUUAAUCGUUUGGCUCCAUUGUCCACCUCAUUAAAUGUAAAGUGCGAAAACACGCCAAACGAGCUACAACUGAUGGAGUAGCUAAUGGGUUAGCAUGCAGUAAAAACAGUGAGACUAUGCAUGUAGGCAGGUUCGACGCUGUUUUCUGCCACAACUUUUGAUAUCAUUAGUAAAGAUUUUUUAGUCUACCUGACAUUCUAUAGCAGGCGUCGGAAGAACGACCACGGAACUACUCGAAAGAUGGCAGCUUCCGAUAGUUCCACGUAUUUUCUGUCGAAACAUUUCACAAGCAGAUGCCGGGAAUUAUAUUUAUAGAGAUGCCGACUUUUACUUCUCGCUCGUAUUUCCCCAUUUUACGUAAUCUAUUUUUCUUAAUCACAUCGUAUUCUACUGCGCCAUCCAAUAUCGACAAGUUCAAAGUGACACUAACAUGGCGAUUGUUCGGGACUAUGAGCACACAAAUUUAUGGCAGAAAGAAAGCAAUGCAAUACAGAAAAAAAUCAUUAAUAAAUAUGAUGAGAUGAGUACAGCAUAGAAGCUCAUAUUUUAUUCAACAGAAAGCGGUAC